Phytophthora sojae is the source of this 2781-nucleotide messenger RNA. RefSeq lists its product as hypothetical. Lineage: Eukaryota; Oomycota; Peronosporomycetes; Peronosporales; Peronosporaceae. Bases 1 to 2781 code for a protein of 926 amino acids. The transcript has 9 exons. The record is from RefSeq and is a predicted model, not a curated record.
AUGGCCGAGUUCGUGGAGAUGAUCCUCGCGCAGCUGAUCGGCAACAUCUCGACGGCGCUGAUCCUCGUCCUCAUCUACUUCAACUUCCUGCUGUUCGAGAACUACCUGCGGCUCAUCGUCUGGGCGAUUCUGUGCAGUCAGGCGCUGCGGCAGGCCAAGAACAAUGUCAUCUCGGUGCUGCAGUACCUUAGCGACGACGCCGACGUGGACCGCUACGGCUUCUUGACGUGCGUGUUCUCCAAGUCGGCCGAGAUCUUCAUCAGCCACCCGCACGACGGAUCGCGCCGCACGGCCAAGGAGCUGUUCCUGAACUACGGUAUCUUCUUGUUCUCGCUUAUUGGCGCCGUGUCCAUCUGGAUGCGCAUGUACUCAUGGGUGUCCUUCUUGAACGUCAUCAUUGGCUUCUGGAUCGCGGCACUGAGUUUGAUCAAGAUCCUGGACCGCCGUAUAUUCUACUACCGCUAUUUUUUCUCGGAUGAAGUGCUCGUCUCGGUGCUGCUUAUCCUUGGAUUCUUCAUUACGGGCGCGUUUGUCAUUCUCUUUCUGGGAACGGAAAGCUACCUCGAAGGGAGUCGUGCGGCUACCGACUUGUCCGACUGGGUGCAGGAGAACUUCAUCAAUGAUGAGCGCACUCGGCAGGUCUGGAGUGAGCAGGUUGAAAACAGUCGCGCUAUGAUCUCGCAGGCCAUCAGCGGUGUCGAGAACAACUACAACGACACAAUGUGGUGGCCUCCGUUGAAAGGCUUGGUCAAGACGUACUACUUGGACGCGAAAUCCAGCGACGGAAACGCUACUGCGCACACGUCGCUCUUUUCACGGUUGAGUCUGCCCGAGAAUAUGACACUGAUCCAGGCGGUGUCACUCGCGUACUCGAAAGUGGACUCGGUGAACUUGACAUCCGUGCAACUGACGGAUUGGACAUCCAAGGGGCUGGAAGUAAGCAGUAUAGCUGUUGGGUCAGUGGCGCAACUUGUGUUUCUGGUGUGCACGCUGCUCAUUGCCUUUGUUAGUCUCGGCAUCCGCUCCUUCUUCCUGAUCUCGUCAAUGUUCUAUCUGCUAUGCAUGAACUGGGAUCCCAUCGAAAGGCUUGUUCAAGACCUACUGCCGAUUCAAGUUGAUAAGAGGCCAGAAGUCGUGCGAUCUCUGCGGAAGGUGAUCGAGGGCGUUUUCUUUUUGCCGCUGAAGAUGGCGAGCAUUCAUGCGAUCGUCACGAUGGUCUCCUUCACUAUUGUGAAUGCGGACUUCAUGUAUCUCGCGACUACCGUCACAUUUUUUAUCUCGAUUGUGCCGAUCAUUCCUCCGUACUUGGUAUGCGUGCCGUGGGUUGUCUCGAUUGGACUCACGUCUUCCGUCGUGAAGGCUCUGGCUCUCUUUGCGGUCCAGUACGUGGCCUUCACUGUGCUGGAUGAAAUGCUCUACGAGAAGAGCAUCGUAGCGCUGAACGCGUAUGUAUCGGCACUAAGUGUGGUGUUUGGCGUUUACGUGUUCGGAUUUGAGGGUGUAAUUUUCGGGCCGUUAAUCGUGUGUGGAGUGACUUUCGCGUACGAUGUGUCGAACCACGGCAUCCAAGCUGCACAAGACGAGUACGGGAAAGCUGACGAAGUAAAGCAAGACAGUCUGCUGGAUGGCAGCGAUGGAGAAGGGUCACAUAGCACCGCGUCCUCCGUUGAUGGUGAUGAUCAGGAAAAGGAGAAGGAAUUUACUGAACCAUCAGAGGAGGAUGGGGAUCAAGGGAUGAACACCAACAUUUUCUCGAAUGCGAUGUACCGAGUAAUUUCGGGCCCCCUAGUGGAUCGCGUUCGCCGACGGCUCUCGAUUGAUAUCGCCACGGAAGGAUCCGUGUGUGUGACUUUGGUUAUAGAAGGCUUGAAGACCACCCGGAAGGUUCGCUUCGUGGUGAACAAGUCGUGGUCCCAGAAAACACUGCACGACAACAUUCGCCGUAUGUUACAUGUCCACAGUGUUGAGUGUAUCAGCACCGCGGAUGGAGCUGAAGUGCUGUCUCCGCUUCACAUUAUGGCGGAUGAAGUGCUGCACGUGAAGGUUCGCUCUAAGCAUCGUCUUCACUUGUAUAAUGACUCCUACUCGGAUUCGCAUGGGCGAGUGUCAUUCCCAGUUCGCACCUUGUCCCCGUCAUACCACUCAAUUCGAACCAGCAUUCCUUCGCUUCCUCUAGCAAGCAGUAAUGAUAAAUCUGCGAAGAAGAGUACUGGCACUCCACCGAAGCUGAAGCGAGCCGGGUCAUUGAGCCCCACAGUUGGGCAUGGCUCGACAGGAGGGCAGCGACAGCUCCAUGACCGUUUGCAGCGCAAAAGCGGAGGGGUGACAAUUCAGUACGAGGGUGGAUUAAGAAGGAGAGGCAGCUACAGCGGAGUCACCGUGGCCAGUGGGGCCUCCACUCAGCUUCCAACCGUUCGCAGAUCUACUACUCAUUCAUCUCCACGCGAAAAUCUUGUACCGCAACCAAGUCCAAGCCCGCUGGUUUCCAAAGGUUUAUCUAUAUCGACGUCGUCGCUAGCUCAAGACUACGAACUCCUGUCGCCAGACGAUGGCGUGGAAUCCACGAAGAAAGGAAAACCGAAACUAAACUUCGUGGAUUUGAGCGACUCAGGCAGCUUUACGACUUCACCGGUUUCGUGUGAUGCCCCGCAUCGCCGAAUUUCCUUGAAGACACGCCAAGGUGCAAAGCUGAUUUUCUCUCCACUUGCUGUUGAUCCGAAGGUGCCAGCGAGGAACUAUUCAUCAUCGGGGGAUGAAGACGAAGACGAAAAAGAGCAAUGA